Messenger RNA from Miscanthus lutarioriparius, 327 nucleotides. The record is from the annotation of a GenBank genome assembly. Lineage: Eukaryota; Viridiplantae; Streptophyta; Magnoliopsida; Poales; Poaceae.
AUGAAUUGCUGUGAGGCCGCGCGAGAGGAGGAUCAGGCGAGGGUUGUGUUGUGUUGCUGCGCUGCGCAGGCUCAGUGCAGUGGGACCCAGGCGGCGCGCGGCCAUGGACACGGGAGGAGGACCAGAAGCUGCGCGCUCGCCUACAUUGAGCAGCACGGCCACGGCUGCUGGCGCUCGCUGCCCGCCAAAGCCGGGCUGCAGCGGUGCCGCAAGAGCUGCCGCCUCCGGUGGACGAACUACCUGCGGCCGGACAUCAAGCGGGGCAAGUUCAGCCUGGAGGAGGAGCAUACCAUCAUCUGGCUCCACGCGCUGCUCGGCAACAGGUGA